Drosophila teissieri is the source of this 1595-nucleotide messenger RNA. RefSeq lists its product as uncharacterized. The record is from RefSeq and is a predicted model, not a curated record. The coding region runs from base 151 to 1491 and encodes 446 amino acids. The transcript is spliced from 3 exons. Lineage: Eukaryota; Metazoa; Arthropoda; Insecta; Diptera; Drosophilidae.
GCAGGCCUGAUGUCAGCUGUCGUUUCGUUUAGGUUUGCCUUCCAAAUUAAGUAAUGGGCUCGAUUAAACGAACGCCAACGUGAAAUUCGGUUUCAAAAUUCCCCUACCGUUCUCCUUAAUUCCUUUUUUGCGUUUCAACUUGAGUUGGCAAUGGCCUAUACCAUCAAGUUGGACUGGAUAAGGAGGAUCCUGAACCUUUGUGGCUCACGACAGUCUCGUCUAAUGCAUGAUGAUGGUAAGGCGCCGAUUUGCACCCAGAGUCCCUGGAAACGCCUGACGCGGCUGACCAGGAAUACCUCGAGCAGUACUUCCGGUGGUAAUGAACACCGCAGACUGGACACCAAUAAGCCGAAGCCCAAAAAUAAGCAAAACGCUUACACCGAACGACAAACACCUUUUAGGGUCAACACAUAUCGCAAUGCUAACCAGUUAAGAAUGCAUCCUUUAGUCAGAGAACAGGACAAAAGGACGAGUAAACAUAAGCGACGCCUUCCCAUUGAGAAAUCAGCCACAAUGAAGUUACACAAUGUGCAGAGAAGAGAGCAGCAGCUGGCCAGGUCACUGCGAUCCCCAGGUCCAAGUGACACUGCCUCACCGAGCUCCACCAUACCGCUCAAGAUUCUCGAAAUGACCCAAAGGGAUCGAACGAUGUCCUCACAGCUGGUAAUGGAUGCGAUGAGGAUCAGGAAUAUGGAGAGGAUGGUGCGCAAAUCGGAGGCCAGGAUGUUGAACGAGCGAGUCAAGAAGCUCUUGGAGAAACAGAAAGGAGGAAAGGUGCCAGGGAAGGAGCAGCUGUCGGAGGAUGACUUCAGUGUGCCCGAAUCAAAGAUCCUGGUGCCGGAACAGCGCCAAGUGGAGGUCAAGGAGGCGAUGGUGCAAUUGCUGAAGAGGGCCAUUUCCCUGGUCAAUUUCAGCCACGAGGAGCACUCCAAGGUGAAGGAUGUGAGGAUCUCCAGGAUGCAGACCAAGCUGGACGUAGAUGGCCUGCAUCCUUGCUGCGGCUCCAUUGAUUCCCUUGCCAGCGAUAACAAGCCACAGUCCUGCCAAGCCUACAACAUGCGCAUUCGCUGCACCAAGAGGCCAAAGCCCACGAAAUCGGACAUCAAAAUCAAAUCCAACUCUCGGGAAAUAGUCGCCAGUCUCAUCAAGGAGGAGCAGCGGCGCUUGGAUCGAUUGAGGGCGGAAAAGGUGCAGUUAGUCGGUUCCAAGGAUAACACAAAACUGGGUUUUAUGAACAGGAACAAAGGCAGUACCAGGUCCACAGAUCCUGCCGCCUCCUCCAAGUCAAUAGAUUUGGACAUGAGCUCGUUGAUUGUUGAUCCCAAAGCGUUUCUCACCAAAGUGCUCGAUAAGAAGGAGGUUCUGUCGGUUGACCAGGUUAAUAAUUACGCACUGAACACCGUGGAAAAUCCAGAUGUCUUCUCAAAGGCACUGCCAAAAAAACCAGCGACUAAGUCCAGUAAAGGACCUGCUAAACUUUUGCCGCAGUGAAAAAUAAAAUAAAAUAUUAGCAAUUUAAAGAAUUUAUUACGUUCAUUUUGAAAAUGGAAUCCCUUGGAAUGGGAUAUGAAAAAUGUAAUAAAAAAGAUCAAAAA